UUUAGAUUUUUCUUUCAAACAAUAAAUUAUAGUUAUAGUUUAGUGUAAUGCAAUGUAAAUUAUAAUUGUAUACAAUUAACAAGAUCUAAGAAAAAUCACUGUUUGUAGUUAUGUAGGUCUCGCGUGUCAUAAGUUUUGAAAUUAAUAAAAUUACGUUUAUGAAAUGUUAAAGUUGUUAAAUGGCAAGGGGGUUUGCUUUUUCACAAAAUGAAUAAUGCCCAAGAAGAAGUCGGAAACGACAUGUGUAAAAACCACACUGGAAGAUCCGAGAAGGAUUUUUACAGGGUUUGUCCUUCAAAAUUAAGUAAGCGUGAGCUAGAAGACAUGUACUUUGCUCUUGUUGAAAAUAACAUGGAUCUUAAAAAAACUGCAAAUGGGCAGCGGGAACAGAUCAAACUUUUGAAUACUAAAGUCCAGAGGAUGAUUGCUCAACGACCCACUACUACUAAGGAGCUAAAGGAUUGCUGCAUUAAUAAUAAGGCUAUUAUAAAUGAGCAAAAGGAAGUCAUAGCUGAUUUGAAAAAAAGUAAUAAUCGCUUAACGGAAAGGAUACGCUUGCUUAACAUGAGACUCUGCUCUGCAAAGCAGUUUCUCAAAAAAGGCCAAUUACCAAGCAGUGCCCGAUGCCCAAAAUGUUGCAAUGGUUUGCCUGUAUCUGUUAAGAAUUCAUCUACCACUGGUCUUAACACAGAACCCGUUGAACCCAGCAUUAAAUCAGCAAAUGCAUCCUGCCAAUACCUUGCAAAUGUUACAUCACCAACACCGGGAUCUUCUGCAAGAGAACAGCUUGUGGCUCCAGAUAAGACAAAUGAAUUGUGCGAUCAGAACAAAUGCCGUACUGCUAUGGAGGAGCUUAAACAGAAAACAAUAUCGCUACAAAAGGAGCUAUCCCAAACGCACGAAGAAUAUGCGUCGCGUAUAAAAAAGUUGGAAGAUGAAAUGGCGCGUCUCAAUGCCGAGAACGUACGCGUGCGUUCGGAGUCUACGUCCAGCGAUCAUCGUCUGGAACGACAGAGAGGGGAGAUAUCAGAUUUAUUGCUAAGGUUGAGAAAGUGCGAGGCCCAGUGUGAGCACUUGUCAGUCCAGUUAAAGAUAGAGAGAAGUCGGUCGGCGGAACUAGAGAUGCAAUCGAAGGCUUUGAAUAUGUCUUCCACCAUCGCUACAGCUGUUGAACAGCAUAUAGCCGGAUUAAAUUUGAAAAGGGAUGAAAUGGACACCAAAUUAAAAGGGGAUGUGUCAGCUCAAAGUAUCGACAACAGUUCUAUGUAUCAUUGCCAGUUCCAGUUAAUAGUUCCCAAUAACUCUAUUUCAUCUCAAACGGACAAAGUAUCAGAAGCGAGUGCGGAAAAAAUUAUUAAUCGGCCUUCAGAUGAUUCAGGGUACGCUGAUAUUAGCAAUGCUUCUUGUGAGGAGUCAACCAAAAAGGAUAACAAAGUCGUGAAUGAAAUUGCCGCUCUUCAAGAGCAGUUGGACAAUUUGAAACAGUCGCUCGGAGAAAAUCGAGAGAUUGAUUUUGACGAGUCCGUUUUACUAAGAAGAAAGUCUUGUUUGGAAAGACCAUCGUGCAGUAAAAAAGAUAGCAAAAAUCCACCAGUGCCUGGGGAUGACGAUUUUCUUAUAAGGACAAAUCGGCUCAAUUCUGUCAAAAACACACACGAAUGGUGUAAAGAAUAUGAUAGAAGUGACGCUGGUUCAACUAUCUGUGAUAAUGGUCCAUCCAUCGUAUCUGAAGUGAAAGAUAAAGACAAAUGCAAUUCUGAUAAAGAAAACUAUACGAAUGAACAGUAUUAUGAAAAGGAUAUUUUUAAUAUCAAAGAUGUACCAAAACUUGAUUUAAGCGAUGUUAACGAAUCCAACGAAGGAAACAAAACAUAUAGAAAAGAUAAUGAUGAAAAAAACGCUAAAAACGCUAGUGAAUCAAACGAUAGUUUUCAGUUCACAAAAGAAACGAUAACAAAAAUUGAUGGCAAACUUGUCUCUCAACCCUUUAAUGCGACAGAAAGAAAAGCAUCGAUAGAUGACUUUCAAACAGAGGUAGAUGAUUAUCAAGAAAAUAAUUUUACAGGACCAUCGAAUAUAAGGAAAACUUCGAUACCAAAAAUUGAAUCUAAGGAAAUUGGCAGGCAGUUUGUGUCGACCGGUGUUGAUCCUAUAGACUUGCCUUUGGAUAAGCUUAAAGAAACAGGUGUUCAUAUUAAAGAUACACCGUUGUCUUUAUCAGAAAAGAAUCGCCUUGAAAUAUGUGAGCAAUCAGUUCGCGUGUGUACUUGUCCGGAGUCCGUCCGUCGCGGGACGUCCAUGUUCCGAUCGUGUAGUGGUACGCUUCGCUUCACAACCACGACCUCUAACAGCAAGUUUCGGAAGUGCAAUUGCGCCGAUAAUUUAUCUCUGGACAUGAAAGACGUAAAAGAUUCCCAAACUUGCGUUCGUAAAUCAACGCCACACGGUACAUUUGUUCUGCAGGGCGAGGCAAUAUUGGACGCGAUGUCCCCCAACACAACAGGCUGUGAAGUAUCCUCCUUGACAGAUUUGCCUUCGGAUAGAACAGCUGUAAGUGGGCGCACAUCGCUAGGGGAAGAUAAGGGCACAUAUACACGAAGCGACGAAACGCCGCGCUCAACUACGGACUACGGAUCGCUCAGCGAAGGCGAAAUACCGAAUUCUGGACGUAAACGUCCUUCGAUAGGUGAAGCGCCUCUUGAUGUUAAUUUACGACGUCGAGAAACAUCGACUUCAGAAAAAAUGGAGGAUACAUUGCGUGCGAUCAGCGAAGAGUUAUCGAGAUGUAGGCAUUUGUUACAGAUGCAAUCCUCACAUGAGGUAAUUCACUAUUGAAUGGUGUUUAAAUGUAUUCUAAUACAAAAAAAAAACAUUCUUUUAAUAUUACAUUGUGAAUCACUGCAAAUAUAUAUAUAAUUUGUGUUAUAUCGGAAAUUAUUUGUUACAGUCAACAGUAGGUAUUAUAGGUAGUUUAAAUAUUGAGCUUCUUAUUAUAUCUAGUUUUAGUUAAAUUUUAUUAUACUAAAAUAUUCAUGUAUCACAUGUAGAAACAAAUUUUCAAAGUAUCAAGAUGAUUAUUCUCGAAGUAGCUCGGCUAAGAUGAAAUAGAAAAAAAGAAUACGUUCUGGAAUGCACAAAUUAGUAGACCAGAAGAGUAUGGCUUGCAUGCCAUACUAAAGUUGUAUAGUGAUUCUUUUACUGUCCUGCGUAGUGGUAUAUGUGUCGCAGUAAAGUAGUUAAUUCAGAAAAUUAAUUGAAUCUCUAGUCAGUUAAUUAAAGAUCGAUAUUCAAUCAAGUCGCUAGCAUUUUGAUUGAAAUAAAGCAGCAUAGUAAGCGUUUAACUAUCUGUCUGACCAAAACCCAACGUGUUGACUAUUCUAACGGAACUUUAGCGACUAUUGAAUGUCGAUCUGUCGGAUCUUACUUUACAUUAGCUACUCUUCGUUAAUUGUACAAAUAAACUCUUGAAAAUUCUACGAUUCGUAUUUGAGAAAAUGGACGCGGAAACUGAGAGUUUAUAGAAAAUAUUUUGUAUAUAGUAACGUAGUUAAUUAAUAAUUGUUACAUAUAACUUAAUAAAUAUUAUGU
Pieris rapae (cabbage white) is the source of this 3588-nucleotide messenger RNA. RefSeq lists its product as uncharacterized. The record is from RefSeq and is a predicted model, not a curated record. Gene Ontology annotation, cellular component: ciliary transition zone. The coding region runs from base 208 to 2835 and encodes 875 amino acids. Gene Ontology annotation, biological process: non-motile cilium assembly. The transcript is spliced from 18 exons. Lineage: Eukaryota; Metazoa; Arthropoda; Insecta; Lepidoptera; Pieridae.